This is a messenger RNA of Vespa crabro (European hornet), 3565 nucleotides long. RefSeq names its product protein MCM10 homolog (gene Mcm10). Gene Ontology annotation, molecular function: DNA replication origin binding; single-stranded DNA binding. Lineage: Eukaryota; Metazoa; Arthropoda; Insecta; Hymenoptera; Vespidae. Gene Ontology annotation, cellular component: replication fork protection complex; nucleus. The coding region runs from base 1244 to 3394 and encodes 716 amino acids. The record is from RefSeq and is a predicted model, not a curated record. The transcript has a single exon. Gene Ontology annotation, biological process: DNA replication; DNA replication initiation.
AAUAAAGAAAAUUAUAUUAUUUGACACAUUAACUCGUAGUCAUAUUUUCGCCUUAAUGAUUGCAUAAAAUUACAAUUGGUUAUUUAUAUAGCGUUAACACAUUAAAGCUUUUCAUCAUCCCUAGUUUUAUAAUGGUUUAUGUCAACAAUGGACUACAGAUAUAUUUGAUGAAAUUUGAACAAUUUUGAUGAACAAUUGAAUUUUAAAGUACUAAUAGUUUACAUUGCUAAUAAUAAAUAACUAGAUUGGAUAUAGUAGAAUUCUAUAAACAAAUAUGAAGUAUAUAAAAUUGUAACUAAAAUCAAGAUUCUGUCAAUUAUUUGAUCAAAAAUAAUAAUUAGUGGAUAUAUACUUAUAUAUUAUUAUUUUUAUAAAAAUCAAAACAUUAGUUUAUUUCCACACUAUCUAUGAAGUAAAACUCCCAGCGCUAUUUUUUUCGUUGUUUCUUCUGUAGGACUAGUUUUCUUAAUAUUGUAUUAUUAAUAUUACAAUAGAAAUGAUAUAUAAUAUAAUAAUGAGAAUAAUUAUAAAAAAAGAAAUAUAUAUAUGUAUAUAUAUACUUAAAUAUUAUAUAAAUUAUUUACAUCCUACAUUAUAUAUGAUAAUGAUAAUUUCUAAUAAUUAAAGAAAAAAUAUAUUUAAAAGAACAAACUACAAUAUAGCCAAUUUACUUGCUGUUAUACAAGAAUCUCUGUCCUCUCUUGAGUAUAUUCCGCAUGUUAUUUCGCGUGAUUGUUUUUCUUGCGAAUUUUCAAGAAAUCAUAUCUUCUCAUAAUAAACAUUGAAGCUUUCUCUUUUUGAAUAUGUUAAAUUAAAAAAUGAGUACUUUUGAUAAUUUUACAAUUGUUUAAACAAUGUAUGAUAUACACAGAAUACAAUAAUCUAAUAUUUAAACAAUAAUCUAGUUAUUUAAACAUCACAUAUCUCGUAAAAUGCGUUAAAUAUAAAAUAAUUUCAAUUUAAUAUUUCAAUUGAGUUAAAUCUUGUUCUUCAGAUCGAUAAAUACAUUUAAUAUCAACAAAACCAAACAAACGUUUAAUUAACUCUGAUGCUAUGUUACGUGCUAGAGGAUUAUAACCUACACAAGCUUAUAUGCAAUGAAAACACGUGGGAACAAUGUUUCUCUAGUGCGUUUGUAGUUAAUAUUUGGCCAUAUUUGUCGCUGAAGUCUUAUACGCUAAGGACAAAAGGCGGUGAAUAACCUUAAUGUUUACAUUUUAUUAAAAAUUUGUCGAUUUCAAAUAUGGAUAGUGAUAAUGAUUCUGAUGGAGCUAAUAUUUUGAAUGAUCUUUUAUCAAACAGUGAUAUAGAAGAAAAUGAAUCUACAAAAACGAAAACUAUUAAAGAAAUGGACUAUAAUUUUUUGGAUUCUAUAUCUAAUAGUACAUGUAUUGACAAAGUAAAUAAUAGUAAGUGCAACACUAGUAAUCAGAAGGCAAAUAAUAGUGAAAAUAUUGAUGAACUUUUUGGUGACAAUAUUGAUUCUUCAGAUGAUGAAGACAAACGUUAUUUUGAAAAACAAAAGUAUUCUGAAUAUGGACGUAAUGUAAAACUUUUAUUAAAGAAAGAUGAAGUAAAAAAGAAAGAUAUUUCUGCAACAUAUGAAAGAGAUAGUAGAUCACUUUCUGUUAAAAGUAUUACAUCGAACAAUAAUGUUAAAAAUUUAUCACCCGUGCAAAAUAAUGUGUACAGUGAUCCUUUUUUUGGAAUAAGAAUUGUUAAUCCACUUAUAUCUUCUAAACAAAUGAGAGAACAAAUGAACGGUAAAUCAGCUAUAACAAUCUCAAAAAUUAAAACAUGUAUAGCAUCAGGUACAUUGUCUAAUGAUUGGGUAAUAGCUGGAGUAUUAAUUAACAAAUCACCUACUAAAACUUCACAAAAAGGCUCAUCAUAUAGUAUAUGGAAAAUUAGUGAUUUAUCUGAAAACAUGACUACAGUUUCUAUUUUUUUAUUUAGUGCUGCUUAUAAAACAUUUUGGAAAACUACUCUUGGUACUGUAAUUGGUAUUCUUAAUCCAAAUAUUCUAGAAUCUAAGGAUUACAUUGAUCAGGCAACAUUGUCUAUUGAUACUCCUCAAAAAAUGUUGAUCAUUGGAAAAUCAAAAGAUAUGGGAAAAUGCAAAUCAACAAAGAAAAAUGGAGAACCAUGUACUUCUAUUGUAAAUAUUAACCGAUGUGAAUUCUGUAUAUAUCAUGUCAAACAAGAAUAUAAAAAAUGUUCUAAACGAGCAGAUUUAGGAUCAAAUAAUAAUAGUGUUCGUGGAUUUUCAUCAGAUCUUCCUAAAAGUAAAUCUCAACAAACAUCACGAAUUUUUAAUAGUAAUGGUAUGCAACCAUUUGUUCCAAUUCGUGCACAGGAAAGUGACAGAUUACGUACACAUGAUCAAAAACGUUUAGCUCUUCUUUCUGAAACACAUUAUGAUAGAUCUAAAUCUAUUGAAAAUAACAAAGAAAUAAAAAAAGGAAUCAUUUCUGUAGAAUUACAACAUAAUCAAACAGCAAAAGAUUAUGAAAGAAUAAAUAAAUUAAAAGUUUGGAAUAGUAAUAAACAAUUAAAAAUGGAAUUAGUACCAUCAUCUUCACAAUCUACAAGUACUGGAAAUAAAAAUCUUAUUAUUACAGAAAAUAAAGAAAAAAAAAUGAUAAAUACAGGAAUAUCCUUAUUAUCAACGCCACGUUUAGGUAUAGGUUGCAAUAAUGGUAAAAUUGAUUUUUCUCAACCUAUUACUAAGAGACAAAUUGAUAUUGCGAAAAGAAAUGCUAUUAAAUGGGUUCAACAAAAUGGUAUAAUUAAGCCUAAAGAUCCAAAUAAAAUAAGUUUGGAAAAGAACGAAAAAAGGGGUACCAAACGUACAAGGGAAAUUAAUGAACACAUAGAAGAAACACAAGAAUCAAAAAAGUCUAAUUUUUUACCAAAUAAUUUUAAGGAAUUAAUGGAAACUAAAUCUAUGCAUGUAGAUCUCAUAGAAAAAUCAUAUGAAGAAGAAAAAGAAAAAUAUUUCAAUAAAUUGGAAAUGACGGAAAAAAUGGAAAAAAAGAUGUUAUCAACCUUUAAAAUAGAGUGCAAAGCUGUAAUAUGUUUAAUAUGUAAAUACACUGCAUUUUCAAGUUCAGACUUUUGUAAAAAACAAAAACAUCCAAUUCGUGUAAUAAAUGCUAUUAAGAGAUUCUUUAAAUGUUCAGAUUGUGGUAACAGAACAAUUAGUCUUGAAAAACUACCUCUGCAUAGUUGCACAAAAUGUAACAGUUCAAACUGGUUACAAGCUGCAAUGAUGGAUGAAAGAAAAACUAAUAUUAUUACAACAAAUUUAUCUUUGCGUGGUGGUGAAGAAAAGUUCUUAGGAUCAUCAUUGACAAAUGCUGAUUUAAAUCUCUUAGUCCCAAAAACAGAUUAGUAAAUAUAAACUCUAAAAAUUAAAAAUAGUAUCAAUAGAUGUAUAGAAAAAUUACAAUAUGUUUUUAACAUUUUUAUAUACAUAUGUAUUAAAAUUCGAUUUUUGGAAAUAUUUACAUAUUUUUUAUAUAAUGACAAGAUAUAUUCUAAAUAAACAUCAAUAUGAGUCAAC